Molecule: messenger RNA, 822 nt
Organism: Eremothecium sinecaudum
Lineage: Eukaryota; Fungi; Ascomycota; Saccharomycetes; Saccharomycetales; Saccharomycetaceae
Gene: LHP1
Product: tRNA maturation protein LHP1
Exons: 1
Coding region: 1-822 (273 amino acids)
Biological process (GO): RNA processing
Cellular component (GO): nucleus
Molecular function (GO): mRNA binding
Source: RefSeq, a predicted model, not a curated record
AUGACUGAAAGUCGGCAUGGAUCUUAUGUCCCAAUUGAAUUCACCCCGGAGGUUGAGCUUCAAUGUAUGAAGCAAGUAGAGUUUUACUUUAGUGAGUUUAAUUAUCCUUUUGAUAAGUUUCUAAAGACUACGGCUGAAAAGAAUGAAGGUUGGGUUCCUAUCACUACAAUUGCAAGCUUCAAUAGGAUGAAGAAGUUUAGACCUGUGGACGAGGUUGUAAAAACUUUGCGUAAAUCUACUGUGUUGGAAGUAAGCGCAGAUGGUGAGAAUGUUAAGAGAAGGGUUAUGUUGAAUUUGGAAGACAGGAAAAGUAGAAACGAGCGCACUUUGGCCGUUAUGAACUUCCCAAGGUUAGACGAUGAGAAGGAGAAGGUUUCUAACGAGGAUAAGUUGCAGUUACAAGAGCAAAUGGAGCAGUUCCUAUUCGGACUAAAGGGAAGUUCCGCAACGAUCCAACAAGUUCGUUUGAAGAGAGACCACAAGAAGAGAUUCAAUGGUACGGUGAUAAUCGAGUUUGCAAGCGAUGAUGAGUGCAAGCAGUUUUUCGAGGUUUACGGUAAGGAGGACGGUUUGUCGUAUGAGGGUCGGAAGUUGGAUGUUUUGACAAAGCAGCAGUACGACGUCCAGAGAGAGGCUACCCGUAGCAAAAACUUUGGUGGUAAUGGACAAAGAUCCCGGUCAUUUGCUGGCCAUAGGAAGAACAUGCCAAAAGCCAAGGAGUCCAAGAGCGAUGAUGCGGAGGACAAACCCGUGAAGGAGCAAGAAAAUGAGGAGCCCACGGACAAACCUACUGAGGAGCCCGAAAAACCUGCAGAAACCUGA